AUGGUUCCAGCGUCCCCCUUCAGCAGCGUCCCCCUUCACGCAGCGUCCCCCUUUAGCGUCCCCCUUCACGCAGCGUCCCCCUUCACGCACUGGCGUCCCCCUUCACGCAGCGUCCCCCUUCACGCAGCGUCCCCCUUCAGCGUCCCCCUUACGCAGCGUCCCCCUUACACAGCGUCCCCCUUCACUGCAGCGUCCCCCUUCACAGCGUCCCCCUUUUCACGCAGCGUCCCCCUUACAGCGUCCCCCUUCACGCAGCGUCCCCCUUCACGCAGCGUCCCCCUUCACGCAGCGUCCCCCUUCACGCAGCGUCCCCCUUCACGCAGCGUCCCCCUUCACGCAGCGUCCCCCUUCACGCAGUCCCCCUUUACGCAGCGUCCCCCUUCACGCAGCGUCCCCCUUCACGCAGCGUCCCCCUUCCCCAGCGUCCCCCUUCACGCAGCGUCCCCCUUCACGCAGCGUCCCCCUUCACGCAGCGUCCCCCUUCACGCAGCGUCCCCUUCACACAGCGUCCCCCUUCAGCGUCCCCCUUUAGCGUCCCCCUUUACUGAGCGUCCCCCUUCACGCAGCGUCCCCCUUCACACAGCGUCCCCCUUCACACAGCGUCCCCCUUCACACAGCGUCCCCCUUCACAGCGUCCCCCUUUACACAGCGUCCCCCUUCACGCAGCGUCCCCCUUCACGCAGCGUCCCCCUUCACGCAGCGUCCCCCUUCAGCGUCCCCUUUACGCAGCGUCCCCCCGCAGCGUCCCCCUUCACGCAGCGUCCCCCUUACUCAGCGUCCCCCUUCACACAGCGUCCCCCUUCACACAGCGUCCCCCUUCACACAGCGUCCCCCUUUACACAGCGUCCCCCUUCACACAGCGUCCCCCUUCCCGCAGCGUCCCCCUUUACACAGCGUCCCCCUUCACGCAGCGUCCCCCUUACGCAGCGUCCCCCUUCACAGCGUCCCCCUUCACGCAGCGUCCCCUUCACGCAGCGUCCCCCUUCACGCAGCGUCCCCCUUCACGCAGCGUCCCCCUUCACGCAGCGUCCCCCUUCACGCAGCGUCCCCCACGCAGCGUCCCCCCCAGCGUCCCCCUUUACGCAGCGUCCCCCUUCACGCAGCGUCGGCCCCUUCACGCAGCGUCCCCCUUCACGCAGCGUCCCCCUUCACGCAGCGUCCCCCUUCACGCAGCGUCCCCUUCACGCAGCGUCCCCCUUCACGCAGCGUCCCCCUUCACGCAGCGUCCCCCUUUACUCAGCGUCCCCCUUCACGCAGCGUCCCCCUUCACACAGCGUCCCCCUUCACGCAGCGUCCCCCUUCACGCAGCCGUCCCCCUUGACUCAGCGUCCCCUUUACGCAGCGUCCCCCUUGACACAGCGUCCCCCUUUACGCAGCGUCCCCCUCAGCGUCCCCCUUUACGCAGCGUCCCCCUUGACUCAGCGUCCCCCUUUACUCAGCGUCUUUACUCAGCCCCCUUUACGCAGCGUCCCCCUUUACUCAGCGUCCCCCUUUACGCAGCGUCCCCCUUCACGCAGCGUCCCCCUUCACGCAGCGUCCCCCUUCAGCGUCCCCCUCACGCAGCGUCCCCCUUCACGCAGCGCGUCCCCCUUCACGCCAGCGUCCCCCUUCACGCAGCGUCCCCCUUACGCAGCGUCCCCCUUUACGCAGCGUCCCCCUUUACGCAGCGUCCCCCUUCACGCAGCGUCCCCCUUCACGCAGUCCCCCUUCAGCGUCCCCCUUUACUCAGUCCCCCUUCACGCAGCGUCCCCCUUCACGCAGCGUCCCCUUCACGCAGCGUCCCCUUCACGCAGCGUCCCCCCUUCACGCAGCGUCCCCCUUCACGCAGCGUCCCCCUUCACACAGCGUCCCCCCUUUCACGCAGCGUCCCCCUUUACGCAGCGUCCCCCUUGA
Messenger RNA from Oncorhynchus masou masou (cherry salmon), 1893 nucleotides. RefSeq lists its product as uncharacterized. The transcript is spliced from 3 exons. NCBI's taxonomy places the organism in Eukaryota, Metazoa, Chordata, Actinopteri, Salmoniformes, Salmonidae. The coding region runs from base 1 to 1893 and encodes 630 amino acids. The record is from RefSeq and is a predicted model, not a curated record.